Molecule: messenger RNA, 1474 nt
Organism: Lepisosteus oculatus (spotted gar)
Lineage: Eukaryota; Metazoa; Chordata; Actinopteri; Semionotiformes; Lepisosteidae
Gene: tsnax
Product: translin-associated factor X
Cellular component (GO): nucleus; cytoplasm
Molecular function (GO): RNA binding; RNA endonuclease activity; sequence-specific DNA binding
Source: RefSeq, a predicted model, not a curated record
GAAUAUUCAUUAAUUUAUAUUUGUUUUUUUUUUUUCAAACGAGGUGCUUGCGUGUGGACAGUUCUGACAUUAAUUGGAUUAAAAGCAGCAGUGAUGAUUUCUGCUCACACGCUGUCGGUUGUAGUGUGGGCUGAACGGCUAAUUGCCAAAAUUGUCCUUUCGAGCUAAUCCUCCUUUCAAAAAUACAUUGGGUGUUGUUAAUUUGGUUAAAAGGGAGGGGAUAAGAUAAUCAGCUGUGGGUGAUUUAAAAAGCUCAGGAAUGGCAUCUGUCAGCUAAUUAAUCGCAGUCACAAAGAGGAAGGAAAAUAGAGACUCAAUUUCUGAAAGUAAAAUUCAUUGAAAAUGCGCGUUUAACUGGGUAAUCUCAGAUCACACAGCUAACAACAUUCAGAGCUAACCAAAGACUUGAACGCGGUGAUGGAAGUUUUCGGAAACGGAGACAAGAUUACACUCCGACCCACAAAAUGGAAGAUCAGGACGAUGGUACUAACACAACUUCAGCUGUGAUGGCAGCAUUUAAAUCAUUUCAGCUGGAGCUGGACACCAAGCAUGACAAAUACGAAAGGCUGGUGAAACUGAGUCGCGAUAUUACCAUCGAAAGCAAGAGGACUAUUUUUCUCCUUCACAGAGUAACCAGCGUCCCCGGAGUGGCGGAGGUGUUGGCGGAGUCCGAGGUGAAGCUGGACGGCGUGAGACUGAAGAUCAAACAGAUCGCCGAGGAGCUGAGAGGGCAGGACCUGCACCAGUACCACAGGGCCUUCACUCCUGGGAUCCAGGAAUAUGUAGAAGCCAUAUCUUUUCAGCACUUCAUCAAAGAACGUGCGUUAAUCAGCCUGGAAGAAAUUAAUAAGAAGUUAAUUUUUGUAAAAGACAAUACAAAAGAGGCUGAGGGUACCUCCUCCGAGUCAAUCCAGGAGAGCCGAGAAGGAGCCGUGUACUUCCAGGUGACCCCCACCGACUACCUCCUGGGCAUCGCGGACCUGACGGGGGAGCUCAUGCGCAUGUGCAUCAACAGCGUGGGCAACGGCGACAUCGACACGCCCUUCCAGCUCAGCCAGUUCCUGCGCCAGAUCUACGACGGCUUCUCUUACAUCGGCAACACCGGCCCCUACGAGGUCUCCAAGAAGCUGUACACGCUGAAGCAGAGCCUGGGCAAGGUGGAGGACGCCUGCUACACCCUCCGGGUGCGGGGCUCCGAGAUCCCCACCCACAUGCUGGCGGAUGUUUUCACCACCAGGGCGGCGCUAAUCGACCCCGACGAGGGGAUUUCCUAACGGGUUCUGCGAAAGGGGGCUGGCUGCCGGGUUGGCAAUUAGCGUUAGCUUUGCUCAGCUGCCGGCCCCGUGCCUCCGGUGUUAAACCUCCUGUGUGGGCGUAGUUGUUGAAGGUCUGGCUCUGCAUUAACCAGACUAUGGUAAGAAAGCAUGGGAUUGUUUGUGUUCGUGGGCCAUUAAAGUCUGUUCUGUAAUUCGAA